Episyrphus balteatus (marmalade hoverfly) is the source of this 905-nucleotide messenger RNA. RefSeq names its product putative carbonic anhydrase 3. The coding region runs from base 170 to 829 and encodes 219 amino acids. The transcript has 7 exons. The record is from RefSeq and is a predicted model, not a curated record. Lineage: Eukaryota; Metazoa; Arthropoda; Insecta; Diptera; Syrphidae. Gene Ontology annotation, cellular component: cytoplasm. Gene Ontology annotation, molecular function: zinc ion binding; carbonate dehydratase activity.
AAAAUAUGUCCUAGAAAAAAGCGACCAUUUCAACUACAAAAUCCCAGGUGAUUGGAAAAAGACGUACCCAGAGUGCAGUGGUGAAAAACAGUCGCCUAUUGCAAUUAAAUAUUCAGAGGCUUGGCAAGUAAAUCUUCCUUCUCUAGAGUUCCUAAACUAUAAUGUUCCUAUGGGCGGAAAUGUUAAGGCUAUUAACAAUGGUCAUACUGUUCAAAUAGAUAUCCCACAUAUGCAUAGUCAUAGAGCACCUUAUGUUUACGGUGGGGGACUAGAAUCUAUCUACAAAUUGAAAGGAUUACAUUUUCACUGGGGUUCUCCUGGGCAACCAGGAUCUGAACACUCAAUUGAUGGCAACAGAUAUGAUUUGGAAUUGCAUGUUGUUCAUAAAAAGAUUCCUUACAACACAUUGGAAGAAGCACGAUCAGAUCCAUUUGGAAUUGUUGUCUUGGCUGUUCUUUUUCAAGGAGUACAGGAUGGCAGCAUUGGGACAACAUAUUUGGAUGAUUUUUUCGAAUCAUUGCCACAUUUGUCACAGUAUGAAUCUCAUAUUAAUCUCGAACUAAUGACAAUGAACAAUUUUUUAGUUCAUUUAAAUACUGAGGACUUUUUUAUGUACAAUGGUUCACUGACAACUCCGCCUUGUCCUGAAGCCGUUAUUUGGUAUGUUUUCCCAGACGUUCGUCCAAUCCAGCAUAAACAUCUUGAACAAUUUUGGGGCCUUCGUGAUGAAAUGAGUGAACUUUUACUGCAAAAUGAACGCCCAAUACAACCAAUUAACUCAAGAAAAGUUUUCUUUCGAAGGGGAAAUAAAUAUCGCACAUAUAAAUAAAAGUGUCUACAAAUUAAAAUAAGAAAGUUAAAGAAUAAAAUUUAAAAAAAAAGUGAAAUAAAAUAAUUUAAAUUGU